AUGGACGUCGAUCUCCCAUACAAACCCCAAUGGAAUACAGGUCACGAAGACCGUGCCUGGCACGUAGCUUGGAACCCGGCAAAACCAUUGCUUGCAUCUUGUUCAGCUGACAAAACCGUCCGACUCUAUUCCUAUGCCUCCAGCUCAAAUGAAGCAACCCCGGGACUCGAAUUUCAAUUGAUAACUAGCAUACCAACAGGGCAUGCGAAGACAGUGCGCUCCGUCGCGUGGGCGCCUGCAGGCCAGACACUUGCGACCGCAUCGUUCGAUUCCAACAUCGGGAUAUGGGAAAAGGAAGCGGAUGAGUGGGAGUGUAUAAGCACACUAGAAGGACAUGAAACGGAAUGCAAGUGUAUCGCAUACUCCGCUUCCGGGACGCUAUUGGCGAGCUGCAGCAGGGAUAAGACCGUCUGGAUCUGGGAAGUACACCCUGACGGCGAUUUCGAAACCAUUUCUGUUCUUAUGGAACACACUCAAGACGUAAAAUUUGUCAGCUGGCAUCCGAUAGAGGAGAUUCUUGCCUCUGCUUCUUACGACGACACAAUCAAGCUUUACAUCGAAGAUCCCUCUGACGACUGGUAUUGCUUUUCUACGCUAUCUGGGCACACUUCAACAGUGUGGUCUCUAGCAUGGUCCCCGGGGACCAGCAGCUACCUCGCAUCGUCAAGCGACGAUAAGACCGUGCGAGUCUGGAGGCGAGUCGCUGAGCAUAAAUGGGAGUGCGUGCUGGUGCUCGGAGGCCAUGAUAGGAGCGUGUACAGCGUCAGCUGGAAUAAGGCCCCCAAAUCCGUCCGAAAAUCUACCCCUGGUUGUCUUGGUUGGUUGGCGAGUGCAGGUGGGGACGGGAAGGUUCUUAUAUGGGAGCUCUCGGAACCCAUCUUGGAGGAUAACACAAGCGGAAAUGUCAGUCUUCUUCCACCUCGGCAUAAACUGAUUGCAUCAAUACCGUCAGCGCACGGUGUACACGAUGUUAACUCGGUUGUUUGGUGUCCUCGAGAAGGAUAUGAAGACCUGCUAGCUACCACCGGCGACGAUGGCUACACACGCGUGUGGAAAAUUGUCCCUACGACAUGA
Messenger RNA from Psilocybe cubensis, 1074 nucleotides. RefSeq lists its product as uncharacterized. The transcript is spliced from 4 exons. Lineage: Eukaryota; Fungi; Basidiomycota; Agaricomycetes; Agaricales; Agrocybaceae. Gene Ontology annotation, cellular component: cytosolic [4Fe-4S] assembly targeting complex. Gene Ontology annotation, biological process: iron-sulfur cluster assembly. Gene Ontology annotation, molecular function: protein binding. The record is from RefSeq and is a predicted model, not a curated record. Bases 1 to 1074 code for a protein of 357 amino acids.